AUGGCCAGCGCUCCCGCGAGACCGCCUCGCUUCGGUAUCGACAACGCCAUGGAUUCAACAGGCAUGUAUGCAAAUGACGCCAACUCCACCGCCUCCCACGGCUCUUCCAGCCGCUUCGCUCCCGCCGUGGGCACGCGCUCCACUCCCGCCCCCGCGCCUACCGCCUUGGCAGACGUGUUAGCCCGCGCCGACGGAGACCACGUCGCGGCUCUCGACCAAGUCUUGGCUGAGCGCAACCAAUUCUGCCUCGACAAUGCCAAACUCUCGUCCGAAAAUGUGCGCAUCUGGAAUCUCAUGGGCCGCAUCCGCAAGGAGAACGAAAGCCUCAAGGCAAGGUGUGUCGAGCUCGAACGCGCUUAUGCCGCCGCACCUGCUACCAGGGGCUCGCCGCUAGGCUCCACCAACAGCGCCACGCCCGGAUCCCCAGCUGGCGGUCGCAGAAGGAUGCCCUACGGCCAAGAAAUCGAAAGGUCCAGCAGUCCGCUCAGCUCUCCACGCCACAUGCGACAAAACUCUCGAUCCGAGCUCGACCAGCGUCUCGCCUCGGCUGGCCAAACCACCAACUUGGCCAACUCCCGAGCUCCUACUGACAACGGCAACGGCGUCUCCGGCGCACCUUCCGCCUCUGCGCCCGAGCCGGCCAGCGUGUUGUCCGACACCAUUGGCUCCACCCACGCCUACGACAGCCCUGUCACCAGCGUAGACCAAGGCCCAUCGCGUAGCACUCAACCCGUCGACACGGGCCUCGAUCGCAGCGUCCAUGCCAACGCGGAUCAUCAGGCUUCCAUCAUACAGCAGCGCGCCGCUGCCCAGGCACAGGCGCAGUCCAUGUCGCUCAAUCGAUCGGCUCAAGGCCCAGACACGCUCGCCGACUCGCUCGCCAGCCACGAGAGCGCCGACUUUGAAGCCGUGGAUCGCAGCUCUGCCUCCGGCACCGACGAAAGUCCUCACUUGCACCAGUCGGCCACGCAUCCUCCGUCGUCCGCCUACGAUCGUCAUCGAACGCCGAUUCAGCAGCCUUAUGCCGCACCCUCGGGCAUUCCCGCAUCGCCGUAUCAUCCUUCGGUAGACAGAGCCGUCGAGCAGGAGCGUUCGCUCCUCGCCUCGGGUCCCAAUCGCAACCGAGCCGAGAUCACUCCGACCAUGAUCCCCUCCUCGGCCAGCUCGCGUUCGCUGGUCUCCAAGGUAGUCUCCGAGGACCGCCUCUCACGCGGCACAGGCUCUCGCAGGUCCAAGGACGACGUCAAGAAGCAUCGCGUGCUUGCUCCCCGCCUCGACUCGUCGCUGUUGCGCGUCGCCAGCGUCAAGAUCCAGGGCACCAACUACCGCUCCCCGGAUCGAGGCAAGGAAGCCAUCUCCUUCCUCAUCACCGUCGACAUUCUGCAUCCUCCGGCCUCCUGGGGCCUCAACAGCAUGGCCUCGGGCGAGCCCAGUCCACCUACCUCGUGGACCAUCGAGAAGAGCUACAGCGACAUCAUCGGCCUCGAUGCCAAGCUUCGCAGCAAGGUCGGAAAGAAGGCCUCGCAGCGCCUCGCUCCCUUGCCCGACAAGGCCCUCUUCAAGGACCACGCGCCUGCCAAGGUCGACCAGCGCAAAGCCCUGCUCGAGAUCUACCUGCAGAGUCUCAUGGUGCUGGAGCUCCCCGACAAGGACGAGGUGUGCACGUUCCUCUGCACCGACGUCGUGCCGAAUCGUAUGCGCGAUCCGCUCUCGACCAGCAAGGAGGGCUUCCUCACCAAGAAGGGCCAGAACCUCGGCAGGUGGGUCACGCGCUUCUACGUGCUCCGCAACUCGUUCCUCAGCUACUACGAGACGCGAGGCGGUGCCCAGAUCGGCAGCAUCAACAUCCGAGAUGCUCAGAUCGGUCGCCAGUAG
Molecule: messenger RNA, 1875 nt
Organism: Moesziomyces antarcticus
Lineage: Eukaryota; Fungi; Basidiomycota; Ustilaginomycetes; Ustilaginales; Ustilaginaceae
Exons: 1
Coding region: 1-1875 (624 amino acids)
Biological process (GO): regulation of GTPase activity
Cellular component (GO): cytoplasm
Molecular function (GO): phosphatidylinositol binding
Source: RefSeq, a predicted model, not a curated record